Messenger RNA from Myotis daubentonii (Daubenton's bat), 435 nucleotides. RefSeq names its product colony stimulating factor 2 (gene CSF2). NCBI's taxonomy places the organism in Eukaryota, Metazoa, Chordata, Mammalia, Chiroptera, Vespertilionidae. Gene Ontology annotation, molecular function: granulocyte macrophage colony-stimulating factor receptor binding; growth factor activity; cytokine activity. Gene Ontology annotation, biological process: myeloid cell differentiation; immune response. The record is from RefSeq and is a predicted model, not a curated record. Gene Ontology annotation, cellular component: extracellular region.
AUGUGGCUGCAGAACCUGCUGUUCCUGGGCACUGUGGUUUGCAGUAUCUCCGCACCCACCCACCCACCCAGCCCCGUCACCCGGCCCUUUCUACAUGUGGAAGCCAUUAAAGAAGCCCUGAGACUUCUGAAACAGAGCAAUGAGCCUGCUGCUGUGAUGGAUGAAACAGUAGAAGUCAUCUCCGAAGUGUUUAACCCCCAGGAGCCGACAUGCCUGCAGACCCGCCUGGAGGUGUUUAUGAAGGGCCUUCGGGGCAGCCUCACCAGGCUCGAGGGUUCCUUGACCUUGAUAGCCAGCCACUACAAGCAGCACUGUCCCCCUACCCUGGAAACUUCCUGUGCAAUCCACAAUACCACUUUCGAAAUUUUCAAAGAGAACCUGAAUGAUUUUCUACUUAUCACCCCCCUUGACUGCUGGAAGCCAGUCCAGAAGUGA